Messenger RNA from Myripristis murdjan (pinecone soldierfish), 6818 nucleotides. It is a transcript of the gene lmtka, whose product is annotated as apoptosis-associated tyrosine kinase a. Gene Ontology annotation, molecular function: protein tyrosine kinase activity; ATP binding. Gene Ontology annotation, biological process: peptidyl-tyrosine autophosphorylation; brain development. The record is from RefSeq and is a predicted model, not a curated record. The coding region runs from base 228 to 5225 and encodes 1665 amino acids. The transcript has 15 exons. Lineage: Eukaryota; Metazoa; Chordata; Actinopteri; Holocentriformes; Holocentridae.
GACGCAAAUGCGCAUCGCAGACCGAGCUGCCGCCACAGUAUCGGCAUGUUACAUUUAAUAUGGGAAGAGGACCACACAGAGGUUUAUUCUGAAAGGAGUGCAGCUGGACGAUUGCCAAGCGGUUGGCGCAGUCGAGAUCAAAAAUGAAAAAGCCCUAAUGUAAAUAACGGAUAAGCGCUUUACGGAGCGAGCAAACUAUUGCUGUAUUCGGCUACACAACGAAGAGGAUGGUCUUUGCCCUACAUGCGAUUGUCAUGUCUUCAGCGUUUUUCAACCCCAGUUUUGCCUUCAGUUCCCACUUUGAUACAGAUGGCGCUCCACUAAGCGAGCUGUCGUGGCCUUCAUCCCUAGCGGUGGUGGCUGUCUCUUUCUCUGGCCUCUUCACCUUCGUCUUCCUCAUGCUGGCCUGCCUCUGCUGCAAGAAGGGUGACAUCGGCUUCAAGGAGUUUGAAAACACAGAGGGAGAGGAGUACCAGGCAGAUCUCUCCGCCCUGGCCUCGCCCUCCUCCCAGAAUGGGCCUGAGGUCUACAUCCUCCCUCUCACCGAGGUCUCCCUGCCGGUGUCCAAGCAGCCUGGCAGAUCCAUCCAGCUGCUGAAAUCGUCAGACCUUGGCCGCCAUAGUCUACUCUAUCUAAAGGAGAUUGGACAUGGCUGGUUUGGCAAGGUUCUGCUGGGUGAGGUGAAUGCGGGUCUCAGUACUACCCAGGUGGUGGUAAAGGAGCUGAAGGCCAGUGCCAGUGUCCAGGACCAGAUGCAGUUCCUGGAGGAGGUCCAGCCAUACCGGACUCUCCAGCAUCCUGCCCUCCUGCAAUGCCUGGCGCAGUGCUCAGAGGUCACUCCUUAUCUGCUGGUCAUGGAGUUUUGCCCUCUGGGUGAUCUCAAGAGCUACCUCCGCAGUUGUCGGGCAGCUGACUCCGAAACUCCUGACCCUCUGAUCCUCCAGCGAAUGGUGUGUGAGAUUGCCUCAGGGCUCCUGCACCUCCACAAAUACAACUUCAUACACAGUGACCUGGCCUUGCGGAACUGCCUGCUAACUUCAGAAAUGACCGUUAAAAUAGGAGACUAUGGCCUUUCCCACAGCCGAUACAAGGAUGACUACUUUGUGACGCAGGACCAGAUUUGGGUGCCCUUGCGCUGGAUCGCCCCCGAGCUCAUAGAUGAGGUCCAUGGAAACCUUCUGGUAGUUGACCAAACAAAGACAAGCAAUGUAUGGUCAUUGGGUGUGACUAUGUGGGAGCUGUUUGAGCUGGGGAACCAGCCUUACAGACACUACUCUGACAGACAGGUGCUGACCUAUGCUGUGAAGGAACAGCAGCUCAAACUGCCCAAACCCCAGCUCAAAGUCCCCCUGGCUGAGCGAUGGUAUGAAGUGAUGCAGUUCUGUUGGCUGCAGCCAGAGCUGAGACCUAGCACUGAAGAAGUGCACCUCUUGGUGACCUACUUGUGUGCUAAAGGCUCCAGUGAAGCUGAGGAAGACUUUGAACAACGCUGGAAUGCCUUGAGACCCAACCUGCUUGGUAGCACCUCUCACACAGCCACAUCCACAGCUCUAGCCCUGACACCCACACCCGCCCCAGCCAUAGUCCCAGGUGCAGCCCAGUCGGAGGCAGUGGAGCUGGCCUCCUCUGCCUCCUCUUCUUUCCCUUUGUUGGAGCAUUUCUCUGACAGUUUCCACUCUGACACAGGGGAUGACUUACUUACUGUCACAGAAACCAGCCAUGGGCUUAACUUUGAGUACAAGUGGGAGCAGGCCCGGGCUGAGCAACCAUACUGCUCCUCCUCCACCAGUGGGCCACUGGGCCAGGGAAACCCACACUACCAGGAUAUCUAUUAUCCCAUCAAAGGGGGAACCUCAGGGGGCUGCAAGACUGACAGCGUGACAUCAGGCAUAUCACCAUCCUAUUACGAGCCUGAUCACCCAGGUGUGGUCCCAGUGUUGAGUGCUCACAGCCCCUCGGUCAGCAGUGAGUAUUACAUUCGCAUAGAGGAACCAGUGGAAUGUAACAUCAAUUUGGAUGACACUGUGGUGGACUACAGCCCUGGACUGGAGGCCAGCAACAGUAAGUUGUCCUCUGAAAGUCGGAAUGGUUCAUAUGUGGCACAGCCCAGUGCUUACUGGUCAGCUGUUGAAAACACAAAAUCUACAGCCUAUGACUCAGAUGCAAGCCCCACUGUCUCACUUACCAUGGAGCCAUUGUUGAGACAGACCUCCAGCACCAGUCCUGUAAAGCUAGGCCACUCACAAACCUGUUUUUCAUCCAGUCAGAAAGAUAGUGUCUACUGUGAGCAGCCACCCACAAACAAGUCGGGCUGCCAGGCCGACCUGUCCGAAGAGGAUACGCCACCGGAAUACCGACUGAACCUUCUUCAUCCAAUGGGAAGGUUAGAUAACCCACGGGGUUUGUCACAAGCAACCAGUAGCCCCAGCUUAGGGUUCUGUGACCCCUACCUAGAAGGCACUACAGCUAGGAAUACAGUUAAUGAAAGCUACUAUGACAUGAUGGGCCCACUAAAAAAGACAUUACCCAUUGUUAACCACAGCAGCAUUGAUGUAGAGACAGGGGAUGGCCUGCUGGUGGGCCAGAGGAGGGGCGUGGUCACUGAGGAUGAUGGAGACUUUUUCUCUGAAGGAGAAGCCACUAACUGGACCUCCAACCAUUCAGCUAACAAUAACAGCCUGAGCUUUGAUGGCAGGCAGACAGGCAGUGGGCAAGACAGCUAUUUGGACCUUCAAUAUACUAUACACUCCACGAACAUGGCAGAAUUAUGGCCUGCAACAAAGGCUACUCCGAGCACCCUCCACAUCUCUAGGUCUUGUGGCUACUUGGAGUCUGCAGAAGAAGAUGCUGGCUGCAACUCGAAUAGCAAACCCACUGAAUUAGGCUCAUACAUUCAUUUAUGUCACAAAGAAAGAGAUGAGGCUGUCACUCAGUUGCAAAAUAACUUAGAUGCAGAUAAUCUAAGAGGCAUUGACUCUCUUGCGAGUUCAAACUUGAAUGCAAGGGACAAGGAGAGUGGUACAAUUGAGGACAACUGUAAAAAGCAAGCACUGCUUACAGGGGAGAGACUGCACUCUGAGCCUAAAAUGAUACCUGAGGCAAACUAUAUCAAAUCCCCAUCCUCUUACAUGGAUCCCCACACAGGCCAAACAGGAGCCUUGCCUGACAAGCAGAGAGCUAAUAUCUGGGAUGUGCCCUCCCUUAUGCAAGACAUUAAGAUUUCAGGAGGAAUCUCAGCUGGCCAUGGAGAUAAGAGGCACACCCAUCCUGAGAUAUCUGAGGCAAGCAGAGGGUUAAAUAGUGGACUGGGGAUUAGGGACUCCAAUAUCAGUCUGGUUGAGCUUGGUGAAUGCAGUGAGGAUGAUGAUGAUGACAUAACAGAUAUUACAUCAGGGAUCUUUGCCGACUUCAACCUGGACUAUGCUGAAGAGGAGGAAGAAGAGCUAAGCCCUUUGAAGAAUCCCGUGGGAACCCCUGACUCUGUGGACACCCUUAACCUGUCCUCCUCUGUGGCCAGCCCCUGUGACCAGGCUUUCAGUCCUGAUGCUUUCAAUACCCCCAUCCUGCCCAAAUCCUUGGACAGUGGGUAUGACACAGAGAAUAAUGAAUCUCCAGAGUUUAUCUUCAAAGAACUUGGAGAUCCCCGUGAUGAGGGAAGCCCUGGGAUCAGGGCAGAACCUGAACUGGUUCUACAGUUGGAUCUGGAUGAGGGGGUCUGCACCUCCUCAAGCACCACAGACCUACAGCUGAAGGGCCUAGCUGCUAAGAACCCAUACAGGGACUCAGCCUACUUCUCUGACUAUGAUGCUGAGAACGAGAAGAGCCCUCAAGAGGAAACCAGUAACUUUUUUGCUGGCCCAGGUGACCAUGACUUGCAUGCAGAGAAACUGAGUUCUAGAGGAGAUGAUAAUCUUAUCAAACGUCAGAUUAACAAUGAGGAACAUUUGACAAAUCUGAGACAAGUCAAAAGUGCUGUUGUAGUUGACCUCUCAGAGGCUAAUCCAAACUCAACUUAUCCCAGCCGCACCCCUGGGCUCUCCAUGCUGUCACCAUUUCCUCCAGAGAUGGGGGGCUGCCUAACCAAAGAGUCUGCCCCUGCGGAUGAUGACCUGGGUUUGGAGACAGAGCACUCAGGAGAAGAGCAUUCCUCAGAGCUUAGCUCCUCCAUUGUCUCUGAACCAUCCUCCACAGUCCAAGAGGCUUCAGCAAACCAUGAGCAGGGGAAUAGGGGAUCAGAAGAUUAUUCUCCAGUCCAAUCUUUGGGUUCUGACUCGACAAUAAUGGACUACAAAGAGGAAGGCUCUAAAGACAAUGAGAAUGCUGAAGGAUCCACUGAAGAGGAGGAGCUGCCAGAGUUUAAUCACGUAAAUGAGGAGACAGAGGACACGAGGGAGGGAGUCAGAAUAGAUGCAGAUGAUUUUGAGGACAUUGAUGCAGAAGAGUGUGACUCACAGGACAGUUUAUGUGAAGAAUCUAAUGGCCCAAUUGACCUCUCGUCAUCUUCAUCAUUCCUGGAGCUGUGUGGGGAAGACGUUAGGGCUCCCCUGGAGGAGGCAGAAGAUGAAGACGACUCAGAUGACAGCGAGUCUGAUGAAGAGCUUAGGACCUAUAACAUCCAAGAUGAAGAAAGUGAGGAGAGUGAAGAGGAGUUCACCACAGUGCCAGUGGUGGUGAGUGAUUGUAGCAGGGCUAGACACCUUCGCAGCCUCUUGAAGAUGCCCACCCUGCUCACUCAGUCCUUCUGUGACGAGCUGGAGAGGAAGAAAAAAGCUGUGUCCUUCUUUGAUGAUGUCACCGUGUUCCUUUUUGACCAGGAGAGUCCCACAGGGGAGCUGGCUGAUUAUACAUUCUCCACAGAAGCACAGUCGAGUAGACAGGACUCUCCAGAGGAGGAAACUAACCACCAGCCUUGGCCUGACCCUGAAACUGAAGCUCAGCCUCAUGGAACAUAUUGUGUUUCUGAUGACAUAGAGGAGAAUAACUCAGAACAGGGUGGAGGUUUUGAAUGGGAAGAUGAUGUCCCAUUUAUGCCCAACCUGUCCUCACCUGCCACUGUUUCUGAGCCCCAGGCCUCCCCCACAUCUCCUCCCAAGAGUCCCGAGGCUCCCAAACCUGCAGCUGUAGCAUUUAACCGUUUCAGCGUCUCACGAUUCUCCAUCACACAUGUCUCCGACCCCCAGAUGGGCUCAGCAGCAGGGAAAGGUGAAGAUGGAAAGAAGGAGUGAAUGCCCCACAGCCCCGACUGGAGGGGGAUUUCUGGUCCUUCUCAACACAGAACAGCAGCAGUUUCUCCACAGUAUUAUAUCUAGAUGUUCUACAGAGUAUUAUUUUUUAUUGAUGUUAGGGUCAUCUGACCCUGGUGACCCUUUAUGAGUCAGUGCCUCAUAUUGUAGUGAAACACCCUCAAUGAUUUGCACACUUUGUUCUUUUUUUUUUUUUUUUUUUUAAUUUCCUCAAGAGAGUGAGAUUGCUGCGGGGUUGACAUGGUCUGAUUAAGACAACCACAAAGUGAUGGCAAAAUCAAAUCAUGUUAUGUGAUGAAACAGAACAUAUCACUAUAUUAGCGUUUUAUUAUACAUUAUACAAAUAUAAGGCCAUUUAUUUGCUCAAUGCAGCAUCAAUGUCCAUUAGUGACCUUACAGGUUAUUUCAUUUGUGAAAUGGGAAAAAAGGAGAAAAAAAGGAAAAAUUACACUUAAAUGACAAGACUUCAUUGCUGCUCUUAUUGGCUGCCUUGGUCCACGUGCUUACUCAUUGAUUGGACAUUUUUAAAGACUGUUACAGCUCUCAUUGUUGGAUCCAAUCUUGAUGACAGUUGCAUAGGAUGCUGCGGUGGGUAUCCAAAAACAACCCCCAAUUCAGGGUUCAGUGGGCUAUGGUGAUGGACACAUAAUACUAAGCUAAGAGGUUUCGUCACUCAUUUGCACCACCUCACACUCAUGUGUCUGAAGCACUUUGUACAGCCAAACUGGAGCUAUCUUUGUAAAAGUGAUGGCUCUUCCGCUGUAUGUCUCUCCAUCCUGGAAUGAAAUAAGUGAACAUACACAAACCCCUAUUUGUGUCCACAGUGUCAAUUACAGGUUCACUUUGUUUAGUGGCAUAUUAAGCUUUGCUCACAUUACAUUUCAUCAGCAAUAUAAUGACACUAAAGGGACGAGCAUUAAUGGGUGAAAUUAGCAGGAUAGUGUUUUCUGAUUCAGCCCCUGAUGUUUUAGCACUGAAUUGCCUUUCAAUGCAAUUCAGUGGUGUCAUAUCAGCAUUAUCAGUCGUAAAUGGUGAAUGUCAGUGACAUCUUUACUUACCCUGUUUGAGUCUACAAACUGUCCCUGGUCCAGUACAUAAUGUAAUUUAUUACACCUGUGCUGAAUGCUUGAGUUUAAGGUGUACAAAAAUCAAAAAUAUAAGAGUUACAAAUUCUGACGUAUCUCAGAUAUUGUAUGAAUGUUAUGAACAUGUAGCAGGUAGCUUGACUUGAAUUUACUACUGCUGUAUUGACGACUCCUUCCCCUUCUCUGUACUUCUGUAGCUCAAAGUGCCAAUUCUGUUUCCUGUCCCGCCUUUUAAGUUCUGCGAGAGAACACAUUGUUAGUAUUUUUGUAUGAACAUUUAAAAAGAUGCAAUCCACUGACGAAAGAGGAUAACAGUUUCUCAGAUUUGCCAAAGAGAUAUCUCAAAGCCCAUUGGCUCAAGUGGAAGACACCUGUUGAGAAGGUGAGGUGGGUUGUUCCAUGCACCGGUAGUAACAUUGCUGUGUUUUCAUUUCUCCCUCACUCAUGGCUAUUGUACUAUCCCGAACAAAUAAAUCCAAAUACAUUUUUC